AUGGAGUCCAUCCACCUUUCCGUGUUUUGGCCCGUCACUGGCAGCCUCCAGGCCAUCCUCCUCGCCCGGGUGUCCUACUUGGCGGUGACCAAUCGAAGCCACUUGCUGGGCUUGUGCAGAAGACUUGCUGGGUACCACAAGAUGAUGUUCAAGCUGCAGCCUGCAAACUCGGCGGAGAAGCUUGUGGCCGAUCAGGUGUGCCAGCAGCAUCUCCAGAUGGCGCACUUGUACUUGAGCCUGCUGUGUGGGCUCACUCUGCUAGCUCUCCUGGGAGUGCAGCUAGAGGUUCUGAGCAACGCAGUGGGAUGGAUGUCAGCAGCCAUGGUUUGGGGCGUUGUCGUGGUGUUUGCCAUGAGCUUGCUCCACGUGCUACGACCAGCCCUGCUGACGGCAUCCAGGCUGGAGGCAGUAUACUUGGCACUGAUGGUGCUAAGCGCAGUAGCCUUGUCACCUUGGUUCACACCGCGUGAUCAUCUGUUCAGGGUGUGGGUUUGUGUCCUUGGCUUGGUUCGUUUGCCUGCUGUUUGCAUGGCCCCCGAGCCUUUCACGGUGGCCUUGUGCUGCCUCGGGCCCUUUGCCGUCGUAGUGGGGCGUGCUGUGCUGGAGGGAGCGCCUCUGGCGACAAUUACAAUCUCAAUCUCUGCGGAACUCUGUGGCUUCUUCGUGACGCUGGUCUCGGCAGUUUCUUUGCAGGCCAGUCUUCGACACCGUACCGCAGAAAGCAUGCGGUACCAGCAGCUUUCCAGGGAGAUGAGCGCUGCAUCCUCGCUGCUUGGAUUGACCUGCGAUGCGGAUCUACGAUUGGUGGAGCACUCGCAUGAGCUUGCUGCCCUCGUACAGCAGAGCUCCACUGCCCAUGCCCGCUUCAUGGACUUUGUGCCCCUAGAGGAGUCGGUCCGGGUAAAGGAGCUUCUGCACCGUUUCGAUGGCUACCCGCCCGAAAGCAUCAACACCCAAACCUUUCUCACCCGGCUGAUGGACAUCCGUUCCAACUUCCGCGCCGAAGUCUUUCAAGUCACGUACCGCAAAAACCAUGGGCGCAAGAUCCGGCACCUGGUCGGCCUUCGGGAGUCAGGCCAGCGCUCACCGGGCUCACCGGUCGCGAGCGCCACUUUGGAUUCCGAGAACCGGCAGUCGUCUUACGCCAUGCUUUCGCCAGGCAUCUUCACCCCGAACAGCGAUUUGAUGGAGCCACCGCAGAAAGCCGAACCUGCCAUCGAGCACAAGCGGCUCUUGAGCCUCCAGAUUGACAUGCAGCGGGCGACCAUACAGGCUGCAUCCAAGCCAGGCUUUACCGGGAGGAAGCUGAUGGAAGUGUUUUCCGAAUCCGGGCUCGAGGUUUUGGAGCGAGCAUGGGCGGAAGCACGCUUAGGGGACAAAGCCGUGUCAUUUCGCUCGCUGGAGCUGCGCUUAAGUGCAUCCGUCCGUGAUUGGGUGGAUGGCAUCCUGGAAGUAGCAACGACGGACAUGGGCGAGCAGCACCUGGAAAUGCGCUGCCUGCUCCCUCCGAUGCUUGCAGGAAGCCUCGAGGCCCUUCCUUCCCUUCCUUCCCUUCCCCGAAGCAACUCGAGAAGCCUACAGGGCCUGCAAGUCCUUCCGCGCCUAUCGGAAGCACCGGCGCAGGAGGCACCCUCCCAGGAUGUGGAUGCUCCUGAGUUCGUCAAUGUGAACUUCUAA
This is a messenger RNA of Symbiodinium natans, 1677 nucleotides long. The record is from the annotation of a GenBank genome assembly. Lineage: Eukaryota; Dinophyceae; Suessiales; Symbiodiniaceae.